This is a messenger RNA of Myotis lucifugus (little brown bat), 1239 nucleotides long. RefSeq names its product bile salt sulfotransferase-like. NCBI's taxonomy places the organism in Eukaryota, Metazoa, Chordata, Mammalia, Chiroptera, Vespertilionidae. Gene Ontology annotation, cellular component: cytoplasm. The transcript is spliced from 6 exons. Gene Ontology annotation, molecular function: sulfotransferase activity. Gene Ontology annotation, biological process: sulfation. The record is from RefSeq and is a predicted model, not a curated record. Bases 63 to 920 code for a protein of 285 amino acids.
UGUCUGUCUUCUAUUGCUGUGGCUGGAACAACCAGACCAAGCUUGGAACGCUGGCGUUGGGAAUGGCUGGAGAUUACGUGUGGAUUGAAGGGAUUCCUUUCCCCACAACUACCAUGGAAGACCUCAGAUCUAUGCAGGAUGAAUUUGUGGCAAGGGAUGAAGAUAUCAUCAUAAUUUCUUACCCAAAGUCAGGAACCAACUGGAUAUCGGAGCUCAUCCAUCUGGUCCACACCAGGGGAGAUCCCAGCUGGGUGCAAUCAGUGGUCAAGUGGAAACGUUCACCAUGGCUAGACAACACUUUCGGGCUUGAAGAUAUAAAGCAGCAGCAGGAAGACCCACGCUUCUAUACCUCCCACCUCCCCAUUCAAUUCUUCCCCAAGUCCAUCUUCAAGUCCAAGGCCAAGUGUGUCUACAUCACGAGAAAUCCCAGAGAUAUUCUUAUUUCUGGUUACUAUUUCUGGAAAGCGAUCAAGGCCACCAAAAAUCCAGGCUCACUUGAAGAAUAUUUUGAAUGGUUCCUUCAAGGAAAUGUGCCAUAUGGCUCAUGGUUUGACCAUGUUGGAGGCUGGCUUCAGAUGAGAGGAAAAGAGAAUUUCCUAUUUAUGUUAUAUGAGGAGCUGCAUCAGGACAUAAGGGCCAGUGUGGAGAAGGUCAGCCAAUUCUUGGGCACGAAGCUAAGCCCAGAAGAACUGGACUCCGUCCUCAAGAAUGUAACCUUCCAGGCCAUGAAAGACAAUAAAAUGAGCAAUUUCUCUCUAGUCCCCGAUAUCCAUAUGGACCACAGAAAAGCACAUCUUAUGAGAAAAGGAAUCAUUGGCGACUGGAAAAAUCACUUCACAGUGGCCCAGAGCGAAGCCUUCGAUAAAGUCUACCAGGAGAAGAUGGCCGGGGUCCCCCCAGGCCUCUUCCCGUGGGAAUAAGGGCCUCACGUGUCUGAAUCGGGGUGCAAAGGCUGAAUUUCCUGAGGUUCUUGUGUACCCAACAAAGCAAACUCUACAUGAUGAGCGAUAUUUAGGAAGUAGGUGGGUCCAGGUAGAACCCCAAGAGAUGUGAUUUCUAGAACCCAAUUAUUGACCGGUCCUCGCCUUAACCCAACAAGGUCUACAGUCCAUUCCACACUUAAUUGACACUAACCAUGUUCCUUUUCUGCUGCCAUGCCAGCUUCCCAAAGUGAAUCUUUUUUUUUUUUAAAAUAUAUUUUAUUGAUUUUUUACAGAGAGGAAGGGAGAGAGAUAGAGA